Dipodomys spectabilis (banner-tailed kangaroo rat) is the source of this 453-nucleotide messenger RNA. It is a transcript of the gene Foxn4, whose product is annotated as forkhead box N4. The transcript has 4 exons. NCBI's taxonomy places the organism in Eukaryota, Metazoa, Chordata, Mammalia, Rodentia, Heteromyidae. The record is from RefSeq and is a predicted model, not a curated record. The annotation marks the transcript as partial.
AUGAUAGACAGUGACAGCUCAUCCAUCAUGUCACAGAUUGCUCGCCACUCAGAGCCAAAUCACCACCGACGCCCACACGAAUACAGCCUCCUUCCGCCCACCCGCGAUGAGGACCUGCCGGGGGACCUGCAGUCGCUGUCGUGGCUCACAGCCGUGGACGUGCCCCGGCUGCAGCAGAUGGCCAACGUCCGCAGGGAGCCACAUCCGCACCCAGGUGCCUUGGCGAGGGCUGCUGACCUGCACAUGGCCACCCCCCCGGGCCCCGUGCUCCACGCCUCGUCGGGCAUGGCCCCGCGAGGCCUGCUGGGUCUCGGCCCCAUAGGCAGCCACGGAGCCAGCCACCUGAGCCAGCUCCCAGCAGGGGGCCAGCCAGCCCCAAGCCUUCAGGACACCUCACCCCUGUACACGCCCGCCACGCAGCUCCCCUUCCCCCUUCCCACGGGGGCUCAGCAG